This is a messenger RNA of Kogia breviceps (pygmy sperm whale), 682 nucleotides long. RefSeq names its product phospholipase A2 group IIF (gene PLA2G2F). Gene Ontology annotation, molecular function: calcium ion binding; phospholipid binding. The record is from RefSeq and is a predicted model, not a curated record. Gene Ontology annotation, biological process: lipid catabolic process; arachidonate secretion; phospholipid metabolic process. Lineage: Eukaryota; Metazoa; Chordata; Mammalia; Artiodactyla; Physeteridae.
ACUUCGGGGUGGAUCGUGGCUCUCCUUGAGAGCCCUAUGUUUCUGGCCCCCCAGAACCCAGAACAUGGCAGAUGGGCCUCAGGCCAACUCCAAAGAGUUCAGGAAGAAGCGGCUGGUUAGACACUCCUCUGGGUGGAGGGGCCCGAGCCUCAGGGCCUCUUCUCCUUUGAGAAACUCCAGAUCUUACCUGGGGACGAAGAAGUUCAUCACCAUCGCCAUCCUGGCCAGCCGUGGGCAGGGAACUCACAGCACAGACCUGCUCAACCUCAAGUCCAUGGUGGAAGCCAACACAGGGAGGAACGCCAUCUUGUCCUUCAUGGGCUACGGCUGCUACUGCGGGUUGGGGGGGCAUGGCCUGCCCAUGGAUGAGGUGGACUGGUGCUGCCAUGCCCACGACUGCUGCUACCAGAAGCUCUUUGACCUGGGCUGCCACACCUAUGUGGACCACUACGACUCCACCAUCGAGAACAACGUUAACUUUAUGUGCGGCGAAGUCAACCAGACGCAGCAUGACCAGCAGGCGUGUGAGUGUGACAAGAGCGUGGUCCCGUGCUUCCAGAAACUGACGUACAGGGAGGAGGGACAUGGCAACUACCUCAACAUCUACAGCCAGAGCCCCACGCCCGACUGCAGCAUCUACCGGCCAUGCCCCCGCCCCUCCCUAGCGCCCCCUGGGGGCUGA